AUGUAUGUGAAAGUGGAGAAUACACGGUUGGAUUUUCGAAAAAAUCAGCAUACUAUAAGAGCAGAUCUCUAUCAAGGAAUCCUAGAUACUAUUAGUUGUGGAGAAAACUGUGCAGCAAAUGUGGGUCGUAAAGUCAUCUUACCACCAACAUUCAUUGGUGGUCCUCAAGACCUUAAAAAGAGGUACCUAAAUGCAAUGUCAUUAGUUCAAAGGUUUGGUAAGCCUGAUCUCUUCAUUACAAUGACUUACAAUGCUAAUUGGCCUGAAAUUAAACAAGAACUUGAUGUUGGAGAAAAAGCACAAGACAGACCAGAUAUAGUUGCAAGGAUCUUUAGAGCAAAAGUUCUUGCUUUAAAGCAUCUGAUAAUAAAGAAAAACGUAUUUAGAGAGGUUGCAGCAAUGAUCUAUGUCAUUGAAUUCCAGAAGAGAGGCUUACCUCAUGCUCAUUUUUUAGUCAUUUUAAAGCAAGACUACAAAAUCAAAUGCCCUUCUGAUUUUGAUAAAUUUGUAUGUGCUGAAAUACCAUAUGUUGCUAAUAGCUAUCUUAGGAAAGUUAUACUCAAGCACAUGAUGCAUUGUCCAUGUGGUCAUUUGGAUCCAGAUUGUCCUUGCAUGAAGCACAAGGAAAGUCGUGGUCGUUGUAAGUAUGGUUACCCAAAGCAGUUAUGCGAUGAAAUAAGGAAUAGCAGGGAUGGUUAUCCAAUGUAUCGAAGAAAAGACACAAGAGAAACUGUUACAGUUCAAAAAAUAGUAAUGGAUAAUAAAUGGGUAAUUCCAUAUAAUCCAUAUCUUUCUUCACAUUUUGACUGUCACUUAAACGUUGAAGUUUGCUCUACAAUAGAGGUUGUCAAGUAUUUCUAUAACUAUGUAUAUAAAGGCCAUGACAUAAUAUCUUUCAAUGUUGUUCAGUUUAAAGAUGUUGUGCCUGCCCAGGAUGAAAUAGAACAGUAUCAAUCAGGCCGAUGGGUUUCCCCCUGUGAAGCCGCUUGGCGUCUUUUUGGUUUUGAUAUGUACGAAAUGCUUCCACCAGUUUUGCCUCUUCCUGUAAAUUUACCCAAUUCUCAAAUAAUCCAACUUAGGCCUCAUGAACAGCUGACAUUAGUGAUUUCAGAUGAUAAGCGUUCUAGGACAUGUCUUACAGAGUUCUUUCGAAUGAAUGCUAAACUACCUUCUGGAACAGGAUUACUAUACAAUGAGUUUUCAGAGCACUAUCAUUGGGAUGCAUCUGACAAGUAUUGGUAUAAGAGACAGAAUAAGAAGAUAGUCAUUGGUAGGUUGGAAUUUGUUGGACCUUCAGAAGGAGAAAGGUAUUUUCUUAGAUUAUUGUUGCAUAAUGUUAAGAGUCCAAAGUCAUUUGAAGAUCUGCGUACAGUUAAUGGUCAUGUAUUUUACACCUUUCAUCAAGCUGCACUUAAAUUAAAGUUAUUAGAAGAAGAUGAUUCAGUUGAUUUAUGUUUGAAAGAAGGGUGUGAUGUUCAAAUGCCACUUGCAGUUCGCAAGCUCUUUGCAACUGUGCUUAUAUUUUGUCAGCCUAGCGAUCCUGUCUCUCAUUGGAUGAAAUAUUAUACCUUUCUGUCUGGAGAUUUUAAGCAUAAGUAUCCUUCUAAUCCACAAAAAUUUAGGCAUCUUAUUGUUAAAUCAGUUGAGUGGUUCUUAGAAUCAAUGGGGAGUUCUCUUGCUAAAUAUGGGUUAGACCAUUUAGUUGAACCUAAUGAUGAUGAAAUACGCAUAACAAAAGACAUAGAUGAUGCAUUGAAUGCUCCAAUACCAGAACAAUGUCUGGAAUGCAAAAAUCAAUUGAAUCAGGCUCUACGAGAGGCAUUUGAUGUGAUAAUGGAUCAUGUUACAAGGCAAGUGCCUGGAGCUUUUUUCAUAAAUGGUCCUGGUGGAACAAGCAAGACCUUUUUAUAUAAUGCUUUAUAUGCAGAGAUAAGACUCAUGAAUAGCAGCAUCUAA
Messenger RNA from Chenopodium quinoa (quinoa), 1956 nucleotides. RefSeq lists its product as uncharacterized. Gene Ontology annotation, molecular function: DNA helicase activity. Gene Ontology annotation, biological process: telomere maintenance; DNA repair. Lineage: Eukaryota; Viridiplantae; Streptophyta; Magnoliopsida; Caryophyllales; Amaranthaceae. The coding region runs from base 1 to 1956 and encodes 651 amino acids. The record is from RefSeq and is a predicted model, not a curated record. The transcript has a single exon.